Staurois parvus is the source of this 673-nucleotide messenger RNA. NCBI's taxonomy places the organism in Eukaryota, Metazoa, Chordata, Amphibia, Anura, Ranidae. The record is from the annotation of a GenBank genome assembly.
CCAUCCUCAUCUGCCACUACAGUGGAAAUGGAUGGUUCAGAAACUGUUUUGGACUCCUCUAUGAUUUCAACUGAAAAUGGGGAAAACUAGUAGGUUCCCUAAACCACAGAUGGAGAUUAGAUUUAGCCCAGUAAAGCCAAACAAAAUGGAAGUUAAACAUCACGGUGACAACUUGCCAAUAACUGUGAGAAUUACUAGAACAUCAAGAAAGAGAAAGAGUGGUGAAAUGGAGCAGGAUAUUGUAAAAAAUGAAAACUGGAAAAAUACAAGAACAAAUAAAAUGACACCAUUCACCACGGCAAGCCCUGCUGUCAAUAGCAGUGAAUUAAAGAAACAAACAUUGACAAAGCAGCCGUCUACUUCCAGCACUGCCUCUAGUCGAAAGAAAGAUGGGACCCUGCAAAGGCUUGGGGAAUUCUUACAGAGCUCUCCUUCGAUUUUCCAGCAUAAAGCCAAAAAAUUGCUGGGAACAAUUGCGGCCCCGAAGACGACAGAUAUGAUCUCUGGAAAUAAAGAGGAGAGUAAACCUAAGAAGACCAGGAGAAAGUUGUACACUGCUGAAAUCUCAGCUCCACUAGACAUCCCUGCUUCUGCAAUCAUUAUGGACACUAAGGAAAAGGAAAGUGACCACCUUAUAAUGAAGAGAAGGCUUAGAACCAGAACAGCUAAAUAA